This is a messenger RNA of Lactuca sativa (garden lettuce), 606 nucleotides long. RefSeq lists its product as uncharacterized. NCBI's taxonomy places the organism in Eukaryota, Viridiplantae, Streptophyta, Magnoliopsida, Asterales, Asteraceae. The record is from RefSeq and is a predicted model, not a curated record.
AUGAAAACGUUGAAAGCUUUAAGAAAUAAUGGGUUUCCUUCAAUACUGGUAUUUUCUUUUUGUCGUAAACAUGAAAUUGAAAUUGUGGAAAUGUCCGAAUUUUAUGUUACUCCAAGAAACCGUAGAACCAAGGUUACUAAUCAACAUCACUUUGAAGUUGAUAUUUUCAACACGGUUUUGGAUAUGCAAAUUCAAAAAUUUGGUGACCGUUUUAGUGAAGUGAGCACCGAUUUACUAGAAUACAUGGCGGCUUUGAGUCCUUGUAAUACAUUUUCUAUGUUUGAAAAAUCAAAGUUGGUGAAGCUAAGUGAAUUAUACCAAAAUGAUUUUAAUGAUUUGGAAAGAGUAUUUGCUAAUUUGAAGGGAAUUGCAGAACUUUCUCGUUUGAUGGUGGAAACAGGGAAACAUCGUUCUUUUCCUUUGGUUUAUAGGCUAUUAAAGUUGACUUUGGUUUUGCCCGUAGCAACCGCAACCGUUGAAAGAUGUUUUUCCGCAAUAAAGCUCUUGAAGACUGACUUAUGUAAUAAAAUCGGUGAUAAUUUUUUGAAUGAUGUUUUGAUUUGUAGUGUAGAAAAAGAAGCACUUAUGGAUGUUAAGAUUGAAUGA